Vicia villosa (hairy vetch) is the source of this 1596-nucleotide messenger RNA. RefSeq lists its product as uncharacterized. The record is from RefSeq and is a predicted model, not a curated record. Lineage: Eukaryota; Viridiplantae; Streptophyta; Magnoliopsida; Fabales; Fabaceae. The transcript is spliced from 3 exons. Bases 1 to 1596 code for a protein of 531 amino acids.
AUGGGGUUAUUUAAGGUUGUAUUUUUUACCAAUGGAAAAUUUGUAAGAGAUGAAGGGGUAUCAUAUGAAGGGGGCGAUGUUUUUGCUAUAGCUGGUCAGGACCCAGAUUUCUGGUCAUAUUUUGAAGCAUGUGAUUUACUUAAGUCUUUGGAUGCUUCAUUUAUAAAGGAAGAUGUGAAAAUGUGGUGGAAGUCCGAACAUGGCUCACUUGAAAAUGAUCUAAAACCACUUGUUAAUGAUGAGGAUGCAACAUUGUUAGCUAUGUGUGCUGAGGAGACAAAGUCUGAUAUUGAGAUAUAUACUGAGCCAAAAGAAAAAGAAAAUGUUAAUGUGGAGGAAAGUGAAGAUGGUGAAUCAAGUGAAGACUCUUUGGAUGGCAUACAUUUUGAUGAUAGUGAAGAGGAGAGGAUGAAUGAUAUUGAUGAAGAUGUAGGUGAAGAGAUCAACAAUGGUGCAGGUGGAGUAGAAAAUGGUGCAGGUGGAGUAGAAAAUGGUGCAGAUGAUGAUAGUGAUGAUGGUAGGCCUUCAGUGAUAAGGUUUAGGGAUGAUGAAAAACUUAGAAAGGAAUUUAAGUUCAAGGUUGGAAUGGAAUUUUCAUCUCUGAAGCAAUUUAAAAAGGCUGUACUGGAACACAAUGUGUUGAAUGGUAGGGAAGUUAAGUUUGCCAAAAAUGACGGGGAAAGGUGCAGGGUUAUUUGUAAGGAUAAACAACAAUGUGGUUACACUGUUUUAUGCAGUAGAGUUUUGAGAACUGAAUCUUUCAGGAUUAAGACUUUAAUUCAGAAGCACAAAUGUGGAAGAAAGUUCUUCAACAAGAAUGCUAAUGCUGAUUGGGUGUCUAGAAUAAUUGUGGACAAGUUGAAGAACAAUUCAGGUAUGAAAUUGAAUGAGAUUGUUUCUGAUGUUAGAUUGAGGUUUGCCACAGAAAUUACUGGAUGUAGGGCUUUCAAAGCAAGGCAAAUAGCUAGAAGGGUUGUUGAAGGUGACUCAGCCAAGCAGUAUAGUAUGUUAUGGUCAUAUGGAGCUGAAUUGAGAAGGGCAUGUAUAGGUAAUACAUUUAAGUUGAACAUUUCUGGUUUGCCACCUAAGUUUGAAAGGUGCUACAUGUGCUUUGAUGGUACAAAGAGAGCAUUCAAGAAUGGUUGUAGACCUUUCAUAGGAUUGGAUGGUUGUCACUUAAAGAACAAAUAUGGUGGAAUAUUGUUGAUAGCUGUCAGUAGGGAUGCUAAUGAUCAGUAUCUUCCACUUGCCUUUGGUGUUGUGGAGACUGAGUGUAGGGACUCUUGGAGCUGGUUUAUGAGGUUGCUACUUGAAGACAUAGGUUCUGAUAAUAGGUGUUGCUUCAUUUCUGAUCAGCAAAAGGGAUUGGUGAAUGUAUUUAAGGAAGACUAUCCUGAAUUUGAGCACAGAUUUUGCUUAAGACAUUUGUAUGCUAACUUCAAGAAGAAGUUUGGGGGUGGUACACUCUAUAGAGAUCUAAUAAUGGCUGCAGCAAAGGCAACCUAUUUUGAAGAUCAUGAGGCUAAGAUGAAUCAAAUUAAAGAGGCAAAUCCAGAUGCCUAUGAAUGGAUGAAUGCUAUUCCCAAGAAUAAGUAG